Messenger RNA from Giardia duodenalis, 2667 nucleotides. RefSeq lists its product as uncharacterized. The transcript has a single exon. NCBI's taxonomy places the organism in Eukaryota, Fornicata, Diplomonadida, Hexamitidae. The coding region runs from base 1 to 2667 and encodes 888 amino acids. The record is from RefSeq and is a predicted model, not a curated record.
AUGUCUCUGGCCGAUAUUUCCAGUAAACGGGACAAGUUGAUCUCCGUCCUGGAAGCAGCGCGAGAGGAAGUAAAGAAACACAAAAAGUCUAUCGCUAGUUGCAACCACGAAAGCUUCGACUGUAAUGCAACCAUGAAGGGUCUUUACGAUACCAAGACAGUGAUCGUUAUGGCUCUAGGCGAAAACGACAGUCUCAUAGAAGAUAUAAACACGGCUAUAUCACAGGAGGAUAACAUUCUUAGCGAACCUUCUACGAAAGGACGACUCUUGUUUGCGGAUUUGCUAGCUUUGAAAGAGAGUUUUUUAGCGACUAACGAUCUCACAGAUACAUCCAUUAUAGAGCUCAAGUCAUUGCUGGCACGGAUAAAACCUGACUUGCUCAACACCGCACUGGAGAUGGACAAGCAAGUUCCACAUUACUUGCCCACCCGGUCCACCCCAGAUAUUAGCGCGUCUAACGAUCGCCGGUCGUUCUUGAGUAAUCUGGAUUCGUCCCGUGAUGAAGGGCCUCAACCAGCUUCGGCAAAGGACGAAUCAAUGACUCACAAAGCUGACACUCUUCCAUCUUCUGAUUUGUCCGCUAAAGAUGCUUAUAACAAAUUGGUAUAUUCGCACAUCCCUGUUAUCGAUCACUAUAUGACUGCGCCAAGAAGCACGGAGUGUGUUGAAACAAAAGAUCAAGCGUCUGCACAGAGAAGCGACUCCAUAGCAAUGCAGCAGGAAUCGCAAGCUGAUGCAGCAGCAACAGCCAAAGAUAUGGCCACAAAGCUGGAACGUCGCAAGAAUCGAGUGACCGCUGCACUGUCUGCUGCAGAUUCGAUUCGCAAAAACAGGUCCAAGCCUGCCUCCGCAUUGUGCACUGAUUCGGAGAAGGCUGCUCCUAAAGUGAGAAUUAAUCUAUCCUCUUCUUAUAACCGAAGACCUAACGCAUCAGUAACCACUGACGAUGAUGCCCGUGUAGACAUUGCAGCACGACGUGUUAUGUAUAGACAACUUAUGUUUCCAAGGUCUCAAUCUGAACGGCGCCCUAGACGACAACAGCACACGAGUUCGAGCCUGCCGCCGCGCUCUCUGGAAUCAAGUCUCUCUCUUAGACAAAUGUGUACCCCGAAGCUUGCUGUCUCAAAGCGCCCUCUGUCUUCCAUCUGUUCCACUGCACCGCAUCCGUCUCAUAGAGAUUACACUACAGAGCGAGAAGCCAAGGGCUGGCCAAAAGCGUCAGACAAAUAUGAUAUAGCACAGAUUAUGCAUCCACCAAGAAACAUAUAUGGGUGCAAGAAGCAAAUGAAGACAAGCACAUGGAAGCGCUAUAAGUAUCAGGAGGAAGCAUGUGCUCCAUUCCGCAAGCUCAAUCCUACGUAUGACAAUUCUCUCCACGGUGGGUUACGCUAUGAUAAGGACCCCACACUUACCUACUCCGUAAAAAACAGGCCUCAUUACCACCCAUCAUGGAGAGGCCCAGAAGAUGUGCAGCAGGAAGUAGCGUCCAAAAUACAUUACGAAGGAUUGCACAGUAAAGAAGAUUAUGUCCACUCAAGCAUAGAGCAUAACCCAUUCCAUAAUAAUGCGACCACGUCAGCGACGCGCGCUGGGCGCAAAGAACUUACGGAGGAUCACUAUAGCAACGGUGCUAAUCGACGUAAGCUCGCUUGGGACCACUCUGCAAAGAAAUAUGAGAGCAGGAUGGAGGUAGCAGAAAGAAAACACACAACAAGGCGGCACCACACCUACGUUACUCACACCCCUCAGCCGACCAUCGAAGAGCCAGGCCUAUAUAGCAUAAAAAAGACAGUGUACUCUCUCAAAAACCAACUCAACGACGCGAAGGCAGAAAUCAGAUGGCUUAAGAACCAGAUGGCGUCUCAGAACAACACUGUAGCCUCCUUUGGAAACUCUAUUACCGAUGUUGCCAAGGGCAUCAUGAGGGAUAAUGUUCGUGUUGCAUCGUUAGUCCGCGCCAACAAUGACUUGGUGAAAAGGGAAUCAAACCUGCUAAACGCCAAAAUUACUGCAGUUAAGCUCAAAGCGGAAAGGCAGCACAACGCUACAAGAGCAGAAUCCAGAAGCUAUCGUGAGCAAGAUACUGCACACUAUAGUAACACUGACAGCGAAGUAGAAUCUGACGAUCACCACUUUGUUGAUCUACUUGCGCCAUACAAGACGGGCGACGGGAUUAUGAGUGCCCAGAAGCCAGUCGUUGUUCUCGGCCACAUUUUAGACAGUCAAGAAAAUGUCAUGCUGCGUCGUAGUGCAGAUGCAAUUGACACGUUGUCAACCAUGUCGACAGCCCUCGACAGUCUGCACUUGUCUAACUCACGUUCACAACCAACAUCUGCUCUUCAGGACUCUAACAAAUCGUUGCAGCGACCUAAGAUCAACCCUACUCACGACAUACUAUCCAUACCAAGCACUCAGGAUGCAUGCAAAAAGGGCUUGAGAAGAACAUGUGAUUGCUCGCGGUGCUCACGUAACAUGAAUAGAGGAUUCCUGCAAACAAUGGGGGACUUCGCAGAUCCACCACUGACGGGAUCAGCGCCCAAAGCCAACGCAGACUCCAUAGCAUUUGCACAGAAAAUGAUGUCAGCAGAUAUGGCCGAUGGAUACUAUCAGCGUAGAUUUGUUGCUGCUGCUGUUAAGAAUAUAUCAAAUAGACCCAGGUAUGAUUGA